AUGGUCUCUUCCCUCAUUGAUCCGGCCAUUAAAUGGUGGAGAGCUGAUGUCAUUCGUGCUAUCUUCCUCCCAUUUGAAGUGGACACAAUCCUAAGGAUUCCUGUUAGCCGACGUUUGCCCGAGGACAAGCUAAUUUGGAUGGGAAACACUCGGGGUGAGUUCACUAUGAAGAGUGCUUACCAUAUUGCCUUCAGUAUGUUCGACGGAAAAGAUGAUGUUGGUAGCUCCAAGGGAGAUCCGCUUAAGCCCCUUUGGAAGAGAUUAUGGCACCUUAACCUUCCUGCAAAGAUUAAGAUCUUUGCUUGGAGGGCCUGCAUUAAUGGGCUGCCAUCUAGGGAAACAUUGUGUGCCAGAGGUAUUAUCACAGAUAAAGACUGCCCAAUCUGUAACAAGGAGCUGGAAUCCAUUCAUCAUGCUUUGCUUCACUGCGAUUUUGCUAUCCAAGUUUGGAGCUUUUCGGUUGAUGGUGUGCAAUGGCUCCAAAGAAACAAUUGGACCUUUCCGGAUUUAGCUAUGUACUUUCUUACACACAAGUCCUCUCACGUUUUAGAAUCUUUCCUCACUAUUGUUUGGACAAUUUGGUACAAUAGAAAUAGAACCAUCCACAAAGACAUAUGCUCUCACCCCUCACAGGUUUGGCAGAUGGCUAGGAAUUCCAUAAAAGACUUCACUAAUGUAGCGUAUACAAACCUUCCCUCCUCAAGACCGACUCUUUCUAGUUGUUGGUCGCCUCCUCCUCCUGGUGUAUUCAAAAUAAAUGUGGAUAGGGCUUCAUCAGAGCUUGAAGGAACUUCUAGCAUUGGAGUCAUCAUUAGAGAUUGCAAGGGUGAUACAGUUGCUGCUCUCUGCAAACCCCUCCAGUCCCAUUACCCAGCAGAAUUAGUGGAAAUCAUUGCCUUGGAGCAAGGUAUCUUGCUUGCUCAAGAGAUGCAUCUUCCUUGUGUGUUGUGUGAAAGUGACGCCUCUAAUGUGGUUAAUGCAAUCAAUGAAUCUGCUACUGGGACUCCGUAUAGACACAUUAUACAGGAUAUUAUUCAAGCCCAAGCCUCCUUUGCUUUCUGCACUUUCAGAUUCCUAAGCCGAGCCUUCAACUAUGCAGCCCAUGAACUCGCUCAGUUUGCUCAUAAGACCGACUCACAUCAGGUGUGGUAUGGGGUUACCCCUUCUUUUUUAGAAUCCAUUGUACAAGCAGACCUUCUGCACUAA
Messenger RNA from Quercus lobata, 1206 nucleotides. RefSeq lists its product as uncharacterized. The transcript has a single exon. The record is from RefSeq and is a predicted model, not a curated record. NCBI's taxonomy places the organism in Eukaryota, Viridiplantae, Streptophyta, Magnoliopsida, Fagales, Fagaceae. The coding region runs from base 1 to 1206 and encodes 401 amino acids. Gene Ontology annotation, molecular function: RNA-DNA hybrid ribonuclease activity; nucleic acid binding.